Messenger RNA from Panicum virgatum (switchgrass), 2211 nucleotides. RefSeq lists its product as uncharacterized. The record is from RefSeq and is a predicted model, not a curated record. The transcript is spliced from 4 exons. Lineage: Eukaryota; Viridiplantae; Streptophyta; Magnoliopsida; Poales; Poaceae. The coding region runs from base 1 to 1989 and encodes 662 amino acids.
AUGCGGUGGGCCAUCAACGGCGUGUCGCUCCGGUUCCCAGCGAUGCCGUACCUCGUCUCCAUGACCCGCAGGCUACGGGCCGCGUACGACCAGCGCCUCCCGGCGGACGUGUACGACCACAGUCCACAGGAGCGACGACAUCCCCUCCUCCUCAGCGGUGGCGGCGGGAGGGAUGGUGGCGAGCACGGCGUACUGGCUGGCGCUGGGUCGGUGGUGGACGUGGUGCUGCAGAACGUGGUGGCGCUCGACAACCGGAGCGAGACGCACCCGUGGCACCUCCACGGCACGACUUCUGUUCGCUGUACUGUGGCUGGUGGCUGGCCUAACUCGCUGCUCGUCUCCCGUCUCCCGUCGCGUCGCGUCCGAGAAGUUCCAUCUUCUACCCGAUUGCGACAGCCUCCACUUCGCCCCCAAAGGUUUUUGCGCCGCCGGAGAUGGACGUGGCAGCCCCUCAAUGCCGAGCUCGCCGCCAAGUCCGCUCGCAUCGCCGAACUGGAGGCUAGGGUCUCGCUCCUCCAAGCCGAGAACGCGCGACUGAGGGAGGCCCUGGCGAGGGGAGAAGCUACGGGCCGUACAGGCGCGAGAGAUCCGGAGUCUGGCCGAUUGGCGGCGGGUCCAGGCGGAAUCGAGCGCGAGGCAGUCGAGAAGCUCGGCGGCGAGGGCGUGGCCUGCGCCAUCAUUGAGGUCAGUGACGGCGACGAGGAGGUUGCUGCUGUUGAUGGCACCAAGGGGCGGCGGAACCCGGAGGAGGGCGCCGUUGCCGCCCCGACUCGUCGGAAGCGGGUGGUGACCAGCGAGGGCGAGGGUGAAGCCGACGUGGACGAGGACACAGAGGGAGGCAGCGGCGGAAGCAACGGGGUAGAUUGCGGGGGUCUGGAGGACGAUGAUGUUUCCAUCACGCCCCGAGGAAAGAGGCGGGCGGCGGCUCGGGUGGUCACCAGCGACAGCGAGGACGAGGGUCGCGGUGAGCUUGGUAGUACGGAGGAUGACGCCGGUGAUCAGGAGGCAGGUGUUGCGUCCAGCAGGAAGCGUGGGCUGUGUGGAAUCAGCGACAGUGAUGAUGAGGAUGUCACUGAGGGUGUUCCUGUGGUUGCUCCGAAGGGCGCUUCAGGUGUAGUUGCGCCGCAGAUUGAGAGUGGGGAUGAAGAUGAGGAUGAUACGGUUCCCAUUCGUCAAGUGCUCAAGAAGAUGAGGAAAGAGAGGGCGAGCGAAGAUGAUGCUGCUGCUGAUGAAUUGCGUGAAGCAGGAGGGCGUUCUGCUCCCACGACAAGGCGCUCGGCUCGGUUGGUUAAAAAGCAGUCAAAAGGGGGACGGGCUUCACGCCGGGUGACCAACUUUGUUGAACCCAAGGAUUAUGAAAGGAGUGAAGAUGAUAUGGAGGAAGACGAUGAUAUGGAUGGGUUCAUAAAUAAUGAUUCCUCUGAAGAUGCCAGUGAUUCUGCUGAAGAAUCCCGCAAUGAGGAAUCAGAUGUGUCUGGUACAUCUGUUCCUAGUGAAGAAUCCUCUUCAGGAUCAGAAGAGUGUGAUGGUGUGGAAGACUAUAAAGGUGUUAUGGCUCGUCUGGGCCGUAGAAAGAAAGCUAAAGACUGGAAAUUUGAGGGAGAUAUGCUAGCAGCAUUUGGUGAACACUCUGAGCUUUGCCUGAAGGCUGUUUGUGCCCUCUAUCGGAAGCAAACUCAGGAGGAACAGAUGGAAAAGGCCGCUUUAGUUCAUAAUAAGCAGGGAUUUAGCCACAUCGAUGCCCCAAGGUUGGAGGGUCUUGUUGAGGGGAAAUUUCAGUGCUAUAUAUCUUGCACAACCACAUGGGGAUCUCACAUAGCAGAAUUCCUUUUGGGUGGUGAUCGUGAUGGUCCGCUGAUGAAGACCAUCCCUGAUCUGGAGAAGCAUGAUCCGAGUGCUGUCGGGUUCUGUCGCAAGGUGGCUUCAAAUUACUCGAAACAAUUGUUUGCAAUUUAUCAGAACAAGGAGGACCCCUACUUUCAUCCAUAGCUCUGCUGACGUACAGUACACCUUAGUUUGAUUUGUUGACUUUGGAGAAUGCAGCGGCCCUGAUGUGUCACUGGGAUAUGCUUGUGUAGCAGAACGUGUGUCCUAUGUUGUUUGUGCUGCAGUAUCUCUUUCUUAGUAUUUUGGAGAAUCUGGUCUGCCUAUUGCUUCGAAAGAUCAAAGCCCGAGUUAGUAAUUUUAAAAUACCACGAUGUUAUUGGAGAA